UCACGUGAGGAGUUAUUGUCACAUCGCAACGAUGCAUUUGUUUCCCAGUGCCGAGUCAUAUUAUACAUUUAAACCGUAAAAAUACCUGUGUCAGGGGAACAUCAGAGUGGUUGACAUGGACGAGGACGGGUUGCCCAUAGUGGGAUCUGGUAUCGAUCUCACAAAGGUUCCAGCCAUUCAACAGCGCAGAAUAGUGGCUUUCCUCAACCAGUUCAUAGUUCACACGGUCAGAUUCCUGAACCGGUUUUCCACUGUAUGUGAGGAGAAACUGGCUACAGUAUCGCUACGGAUCCAGCAAAUUGAGACCACGCUCAGCAUUUUGGAAGCAAAGUUGGCGUCUAUUCCUGGUUUGGAAGAAGUGACAGUGGAUGCAGUAAGACCGUCUGCAGAAACGAAUGGUCCAGCAGUGGAUGUCAGUCAUGCCACAGUCUCCACGGGUCCCUCUCCUGAGGCAAUUCCACAAGCACAGGGGGCCCCACUGGAGCCCAAAGCAGAGGCCCCAUUGGAAAAUAUGAUGACUGUAGCCAAAGACCCACGAUAUGCCAGAUAUCUCAAAAUGGUGCAAGUGGGUGUUCCAGUAAUGGCUAUUAAAAAUAAGAUGGUAAUGGAGGGUUUGGACCCCAGUUUGCUCGAGACCCCUGAUGCACCUGUUCCAGAUGGUGUCAAAAAAGUAGCAGAUGAGCAAGAUGAUGACAGCUCAGGCAGCGAAUCGUCCUUUAGCGACUGAUUGGUCCCGCCCCUCAACUAAUGAAAUUUGUAUUGGACAGGCCCGGACAGGCUGUCAUUUACAUUGCUCAUCUCAAAGCAGGGUGAAUGCACGUAAAAGUCCUUGCAUGGGACAGAAAAGAUGCCAUCAUUAGAUGGAGUGAGUGUGAUCGGGUUAAUGCAGUGACACUCUAGUGUUGGUACUACAUUGUGGUUGUGUUACAUCUCAGAGCGAGCAUACCAGACAUGCCACCCCUGAUAGUGGUGGUUUCUAAUGGCAGCUGCUCACUGGGUGAGAUUGAUUCAUGAUUAUUUUAUAAUUAGUCCAUUAAAAUCUGUUUAAGUGCUACAUUUAUUAAUGUGAACAACUUUUGCCUGACGUGUUACUUGCUUAAAAUGUUCAUCUAAUAACAAAUGAUAUAAAUAAAUAAUGUCAGUGACUGUUCUUUUUUUAUUUUUGUUAUUAAAUAGACACAAGCAGCCUAGUAUCUAUGAUAGGAAGUUAAUUUGAAAAGUGUAAUUCAGUGUUCAAUAUUCAUAUUUCAUAUGGGAUUAGGUUUUGAUUUUUGUAAAUUAAUUUUACAUUGAAGCAGAUUUGAUUAAUAUCACUAACACAAAUUGCACGUUACACACAUUUGUGAGUUUCAGUGGUGAUCGUGUUGCACAGCUACAGAUUUGCUUACACUGCCUUUUUCAAAUGUAACUUUUUAAAAUAUCAUCAUGUCAUAGAUGAGUUCAAUGCAAUGAAAUUACUUUAAAUAUACACCACCAUAUCAAUCAAUGGAAGCAAUCGUCAGUCCUCUAGACCACUGUUUCCCAACCACUGUGCUGCGGCACACUAAUGUGCCAUGAAAGAUUGUCAGGUGUGCCGUGGAAAAUUAUAAAAUUCAUGCAUGAAAAUUCAUUUUAUUAAUUUCUGCUAUCAAAGCAACUGCAAGCUUUUUUUCUUUCAAAUACAUGUUUUCAAUGUUUAUUGUGCACACCUCCAUCUUUUUUACAUGUCAAACUCGCAAAAUCGCCCCUCUGUGAUGCUUUCUUCAACUCAAUGUGGCGCUUGACGCAAAUCUUGUGAAAUGUGCUUUACAUUGACGAAAGAACAUUAUUGAAACUCAAAAUCAUUAUUAUUUGUCUAUUAUUGUGGUCUUUUCUGAUAAAAGUCAUGCUCAGCAGAUUUGUAGCCAUGCAAGUUUUAAUAAAGAAGGUAAGGACGUUAUUAAAAAUCACUAUUAUUGGAUGAA
This is a messenger RNA of Xyrauchen texanus (razorback sucker), 1943 nucleotides long. RefSeq names its product WASH complex subunit 3 (gene washc3). The coding region runs from base 116 to 727 and encodes 203 amino acids. Gene Ontology annotation, cellular component: WASH complex. The record is from RefSeq and is a predicted model, not a curated record. Gene Ontology annotation, biological process: exocytosis; actin filament polymerization. The transcript is spliced from 7 exons. NCBI's taxonomy places the organism in Eukaryota, Metazoa, Chordata, Actinopteri, Cypriniformes, Catostomidae.